Molecule: messenger RNA, 1279 nt
Organism: Chondrus crispus (carragheen)
Lineage: Eukaryota; Rhodophyta; Florideophyceae; Gigartinales; Gigartinaceae
Exons: 2
Coding region: 1-1074 (357 amino acids)
Biological process (GO): glycine import into mitochondrion
Cellular component (GO): mitochondrion
Molecular function (GO): glycine transmembrane transporter activity
Source: RefSeq, a predicted model, not a curated record
AUGGCGCCGCUCGGAAACGUGACCUCCGGCAAACAGAAACGUGCCCCGAAGACGUUUAUUACUUUCCUCAGCGGCGCCACUUCAGGUUGCAUCUCCACACUGGCUUUACAGCCUUUGGAUGUCGUCAAGACUCGAAUGCAAAUGUCCGCUGCUUACAACCGCUCGGUCCAUUUGCAACCGGCCUUGUCCCUGCAACCGAACUCCAGCAUUUUCGAAACAUUUCGCGGUAUUGUCCAUCAGGAUCGCGUCUCUGGUCUAUGGAGAGGCGUUGCCCCAUCCAUUCUUCGAAACACCAUGGGUGUCGGCCUUUAUUUUAUGACACUCAAUGCGAUCACCGCUCGCCUCUCAUCCCCUGAUGGCUCUCUUUCACAUGUCGCUACCCUAGCCUCAGGUGCGGGCUCGAGAUCCCUGGCUGUCGUCUUGCUUUGCCCUCUUUCAGUCAUCAAGACCAGGAUGGAAACUGUCGAGUACUCUCGUAUGUACAACGGCAUCGCACAUGCCAUGCGAACAAUCGUUGCGCAAGAAGGUAUUGGUGGGCUCUUUAGCGGACUCGUUCCUGCAGUUCUCAGAGACGCCCCAUUUUCCGCCAUGUACAUGCUCAUCUACCUGCGCGCGAAGCAGACUUUAGGACAAGCCGUAGGAUUGAAGGAAAAUCGGUCUUCGAUCAUGCGAAGCGUUGCACCCCAGGCAUCAACUAACUCACUUCACCUGCAAAAGACAGAGAUACCAGCAAAGGUAACCUCCACGAAGGGCCUCACGAUGGCCGUUAACUUUGCAAGUGGCGCGAUGGGUGGCGGCUUGGCCACUUUGCUGACGCAACCGCAAGAUGUUAUCAAAACUCGAAUGCAGCUGAGCAUGCGCCAUAGUGACGGAACGCCAAGCAGAUACAGCAACGUAUGGGAAGCAUCACGGAGGCUCUUCAACGAGGAAGGCCUCUACGCUUUUUUCCGCGGUUCUUCGCCGCGUUUUUUGAAAAGAAUCCUUGGAUCGGCCAUUACCUGGAUGGUGUUUGAGGAGGCAAACACUUUGUACAGCAAUAUUCUCAAGAAGACUAACGAACCCACUGCUAGUUGAUGACAGUGAUCCCGGGACCGAGAUUCCGUCACUAGUGCUUCCUCAAGAUAGGAUGCACAUUUUGAUGCAGCGGAUGGGUUCGAUGUGAAGGCACCACCAAGCUGUCGCGGAUAAUGUAAUUUACAGGUUUGAAGACAGCUUGCUGUACAAUGCGUAUCCUGUUUGGAAUAAUUGUAUUCUUAAAAGACCUAGAGCGAGAACUGGA